This is a messenger RNA of Anguilla anguilla (European eel), 4063 nucleotides long. It is a transcript of the gene sema4gb, whose product is annotated as sema domain, immunoglobulin domain (Ig), transmembrane domain (TM) and short cytoplasmic domain, (semaphorin) 4Gb. The record is from RefSeq and is a predicted model, not a curated record. Lineage: Eukaryota; Metazoa; Chordata; Actinopteri; Anguilliformes; Anguillidae. Gene Ontology annotation, molecular function: semaphorin receptor binding; chemorepellent activity. Bases 330 to 3014 code for a protein of 894 amino acids. Gene Ontology annotation, biological process: neural crest cell migration; positive regulation of cell migration; semaphorin-plexin signaling pathway. The transcript has 15 exons.
GCGUGUCCUGUACCUGUGUUCGAAGGUCUGCACUGGAGGAAGAUAGCGUGUGGUGUUCACAGUCUUGACAGCGCAAGAGUGUGACAAGUCUACUCUGUACACUAAUCUGAACUCAAAUGAGAAAAUAGAAAAUCCCAGGUUUCAAAAAGAUUUGAAAUAAAGCCUAUACACUCAGUUAUUUUUCAGAUACAUUGAGCCUUCACAGCAAUCAGAUCGAGGCUGCUGUGAGAAGAUGAGCUAGCGGCGGGAGAGGAGCGGGAGCGGAGCCUGCUGAUUGGUGCGUGCGAGCGUGCCAGCGUGCGUGAGACGGAGAAGCCGGCGCGGUGAAGAUGGCCUGCCGAGCCUCGUCGCAGCGCCCCCUGCUGUUCCUCGCCUUCGUGACGGCUCUGUGGGGGUUCCCCUUCAGGCCCUCCCUCGACUUGGACGUCACCCCCAGGAUUACGGUCUUCUCCAAUGGGCUGCUGGGCUGUCGGCGUUUCAGCGGCGGAGCUCUGAACUACAGCACCCUGCUGCUGGAGGACGGCGCGGGCGUCCUGUACGUGGGGGCCAGGGGCGCGGUCUUCGCCCUGGACGCCAGCGACAUCGCCGCCCCCGGCAACAACCUGACCAUUGAGUGGGAGGCGUCGGCAGAGCAGAAGAGGCAGUGCUUAAACAAAGGGAAGGACAAUCAGACCCAGUGCUACAAUCACAUCAGAUUUCUCCAGAGGUACAACGAGACGCACUUGUACGUCUGUGGAACGCACGCCUUCAGACCCCUCUGUGCCUACAUAGAUGCAGAGCACUUCAGGUUCUCCUCUGCUUUUGAGGAGGGGCGGGAGAAGUGCCCCUACGACCCGGCCAAGGGCUACACUGGACUCCUCGUAGAUGGUGAGAUGUACACAGCCUCCCAGUACGAGUUUCGCAGCUCACCCGACAUUCGACGUAACAUCCCGUACCCCAUUGUGAAGACAGAGGAGGCGCCUACCCGCUGGCUGCUUGAGGCUGAUUUUGUGGGGUCAACACUGGUGAGAGAGAGCAUAAACAGCUCGAUUGGGGACGAUGACAAGAUCUACUUCUUCUUCACCGAGAAGAGCCAGGAGUCAACGCCGUACUUCAGCCAGACCAAGGUGGCCAGAGUGGCUCGGGUUUGCAAGAGCGACUGGGGGGGCCAGAGGACGCUCCAGAGGAAGUGGACGUCCUUCCUGAAGGCCCGGUUGGUCUGCUCCGUCCCCGACUACGACUUCCACCUGAACGUGCUGCGCAGCGUGUUCGUGGUGGAGGGCCAGAGCCCGCAGAACACCGUCUUCUACGGAGUCUUUGGCCUGGAAUGGAAAAAUGUCAAAGCAUCUGCUGUGUGCCAGUACUCCAUUGCGGAUGUGCAGAAGGCUUUCGAGGGCUCCUAUGUGGAGAGCCAGGACUCCUCUCAGAAAUGGGCAGAAUACAGAGGGAAGGUUCCGGAACCCAGACCAGGCUCGUGCAUCACCAACCGGUUCCGAGCCAAAGGCUUCAACUCGUCCUUCGACCUGCCCGACGACGUGCUGAACUUCGUGAGGAGGCACCCGCUGAUGUUUCAGCAGGUCCGACCCCGGGAGAACCGCCCCCUGCUGUUCAAGAGGAGCGUGGACUACACCAAGAUCGCCGUUCACCGGGUGGCCGCCCUGGACGGCCGGCCGUACGACGUCCUUUUCGUCGGCACAGAUGAAGGCUGGCUUCACAGAGCUGUGCAAAUCGGGGGUCAGGUGCACGUCAUAGAGGAGCUGCAGCUGUUUGAGGAUCCGCAGCCAAUCGACACCAUGGUCAUUUCCCGGGAACAGAGGAGCAUCUACGUGGGCUCCGCCUCUGGAGUUCUCCAGCUGCCCCUGUCCACCUGUCACCGGUACGCCUCCUGUUUCGACUGCGUCUUUGCGCGGGACCCCUUCUGCGGCUGGGACGGCUCAGGGUGUGUGGAGAUCGCGUCUGUGACGGACAGAUCCAGUCUUACCCAGGACAUUGUUAAUGGAAACAGAGGGUGCGAGUCUGACACAGGAGAAGAUGCAGUAGUCCACCGCACGCGCUCAGUGAUGGAGGGGGAUGAUGUGCUCCUGCAAUGUGAACUCCAGUCCAACCUGGCCUCCCCACAGUGGACACUGGACGGCAGAGAGCUGCAGGGUUAUGGGCUCAACUCGGGGUAUCGCGUCGGCAACGAUGGCCUGCUCAUUAUUGGGGCCCGCGUCGAGCAGAGUGGCCACUACCGCUGCUUCGCCGUGGAGAACCAGGUCCAGGUGCUAGCGGCCAGCUACACCAUCACAGUCCGGCCCGACUCGCCUCCCCCGACCCCGCCUUCGGGCGCUAAACGUACCACCACUACUAUGAAGAUGAACCCCCCUUCCUCACCCACGCCCCUUCCCCCCACCAGCAACCCUACCGAACAGCCCCUUCCCUCUCCACCCUCUCCCCCUGCCCCCUUGCCUGCUGGCCCGGAGUUCCAGACCUACAGGAACAUGGAGGUCAUGUACAUCUCCCUAGUGGUGAUUCUGGGCGGGCUCUGUGUGGUGCUGUCGGUGGUCCUGCUCUACGUGGCCUUCUGCGUGCAGGGACGGAGGCGAGGCAGGAAGUACUCCGUGCAGGGCCUCCGGCUCGACAGGAAGAGGAGCUCCCACAUGGAGCUCAAGACCGUCUCCAGCCACUGCAACGGAAAGAGGGAGGGUCCGGGCGCCAGGGGCAGCGGCGACGGUGGGGACGGCCCCGACGGGCUCCUGCAGAUAGUGCCGGGCGAGGGCCAGGCGUCGCCCAACAAGGACUCCUCCCCACCCACGCCAGCGCCCCCGCUCCCACAGCCCCCUCCCCUGCCCACCUCCGAGUACGUCAACGGGCUUUCGGCCACCCUGCCCAGCGUCCUGCGCAAGAUGAACGGGAACAGCUACGUGCUCCUGCGGCAGGCCGACGCGGAGACCACCUCACCGCUCUACCACUCGUUCACAGAGGAGCUCAACAAGAUCCUGGAGAAGCGGAAGCACAACCAGCUGGUGACCAAGCCGGACGAGAGCUCUGUGUAGCUCCCCCCUGUGGUGGGAAGGUCUCACUGCGCGCCCAAGUGCCUGAGGGCCUGUUUAUCCGUCUUUACACCCCAGAGCUUCUGCGGUUUUCCCAACAUCAAACUCAACAGGUGCAGCAGCAACCCCACGUCACAUUUUCAGUUUUACAGAAAGUGUGAGUUCAGUUUCCCUGGGGAAGAAAUGUAUUACCUGGUCAGGAAGUUCUGACUCAAGACUCUUUGAGAGAGAAUUUUUUGUUGUUGUUCAAGAUCUGUGGCUAUCACCUACCUUUGGCACAUACCUUCUCACCAUGUAAUGGUGAAAUGGAGGUACUAAAGGUUCUUUGAGGGAGACACUCAACAAGUGUAAUCACCAUUUUCUAGGUCUGGAUAUUUCCCACAAAAAAGACAUCUACCUCAGGAAACUAGUAUGCACUGUUGACCCUCUGUGGAUAAUUUGGUAAAGAGGCAGGGUCUGACUAGAAUUGCUGGAUCAGUAGACAAUGUUGAUGAGGACGAGAGAAUUGUUGAAGAUAUACACAGGGGCAGUGAGCUGGCAAUGACCUAUGUUACAAACUACAACCCACCCCUUCCAUUUGUGGAGGGAAGGGGGGAGGGCUGAGACAGGACAGUGUCUUGCUACAUAUGUACACUGAUGGCCGGAGUGACACCUUUGGGAAGAAGGAUGAUCUUCUCAUGAUGGAAUAAUACAACCAAUACAACCCAUGCCCCAGCUUGAUUUUGCUUGCUUUUGUUCUCAUUGUAAAAUAUGUAAAUAUUGACAGUGAUGAAAAAGAAAAAUCAGCAGCAGUCAGCCAGCCAGUGAAUUACGCUGCCGCUUUGCUAAUGUGAAUGCUUGUGUAGAAGCCGAAAAGGAAGAUUGGACAUGUAAAUCUUUUAAAUCGUAUUUUAUAUGAAGCAAAUGUGAUGCCAGUUGGCAUGGAUGCCAGUAUUAAUUGUUGGGAUGCACUUUUUUUUGUUUCAACAUGUCUUCCUGGGAGGCUGACCUCUGCCUCUCUUUGGACUAGUGAGAAGGCGGGGGAGGGGCAGGGUGUGUGUGUGUGUGUUGGG